Molecule: messenger RNA, 1236 nt
Organism: Helianthus annuus (common sunflower)
Lineage: Eukaryota; Viridiplantae; Streptophyta; Magnoliopsida; Asterales; Asteraceae
Product: glutamic acid-rich protein-like
Exons: 3
Coding region: 1-1236 (411 amino acids)
Source: RefSeq, a predicted model, not a curated record
AUGAGAGAUAGUGAUGUUACUGUGGAAGGUGGGGAAGCAGCUGGUGAGAAGUUACAAAAGAAGGUGGAAGAGGUGUUAGUUGAGAAAAAGAAGUUAGAAAAGCGUGUUAAGACUGUCGAAGCUGAAAAUUCAUCUUUGUUGAAGAAGGUUGAAGCAGAUCAAGCAGGCAUUGAUAUUCUGAAAGUUCGUAUAGCAGAGUUAGAAGAAGAAAAAGCUAGAAGAGAUGAACAGAAUGAAUACUUCAAGCUGAAAAACAAAGAGUUGGAAGCCAACAAUGCUAAGAAAGAACAUGAAUCGUAUAUGAUGAUGAAAGUGUUAGAAAAUUUGAUUGGAAAGCCAAUUGAACAGAGGUUUGAAGAAAUAGAGCUUGAAGAAGUACGAGCUAGACGAAAAGUUGAAAUCGACGCUGAAAUGAAAAACAAAGGCAAAGGUGUUCCAAUUGAAGGUGUUGCUGAAGUAACUGAAAGGGAAAUAGUUGUGUCUGAGCCAACAAUAGAUCCUGAAAUGUCUAUUCUUGAUCCAUGUCCAAUAUCGUCAGUAUCUGGUACUACAGGCAUAAAAGUCACUAAAACGUUUAAUGAAGAAAAGAUUGAUGAAUAUCUUCAUGAUGAUACAAACGAAAAGCCUGAGAAUGUAUAUGGUGAGGGGGAGCAUGAUGAUGCAGAGAAUGUUGAUGAAAGUGAUGAUCAUGUGACAAGACUGAUUCUACGUCUUGAACAUGGUGUAGAGGAAGGUGAAAUUCUGCACACUUACACUUUAGCUGAGAUCAUAAAGAUGAUGCAUGUUGAUGAAAAUGAAUUCAAGGUUGAUUUUGAAGAAGAACUGAAUCAGUUUGACAUUAAUCAGCAUCCUGAAUAUCAGUAUAAGUACGUGGAAGAAGCUGAUAACUACGAUAAAGUUGAAGUUGAAGAUUGGAGUGAUGAAGGUCAAUCUGAGAAUGUGAGCGUGGAUACUUCUAGUUUUCCGACGCUUGAAGAGUUUUUCAGUCAAGCGAAUGAAGAUGAAUUAAGAAGGAAGGUUGCUGAGAGUGUAAAGAACAAGAGUUUUCAUGAAAUUUCAAAGGAUGAACAGCGAGAAGAAAGAAAGAAUUGGUUCAAGAAAGAUACUGAGAGAAAAUUCAGAAGACCGUUGAAGUAUUACAAAAGAGACAGAGAAGUUUCUUUUGGUGAUAUUAUCAGUUGGGGGUUUCUGCCUCAAGUGAAUGCGUAUGCAAUCAGAAGAGAAUUUGGCGUUUAG